AUGUCAGUCCGUGAAGACCCUUCAUCUCUGCCUGUAGAGACGGAUAGUUAUCCUGAUGGGUCCCAAACCCUAAACCCUAAUCCUGCUGCUAGCUCCCUCCCUCCGUCACAGGCCGAGGGUUUGUGGUUUAAGGCAAUAGAAGAAAGAGCAUUAGCUGAGGACUUCCUACAUAUUGAUCAUGAGCUGGUGCCAUGUCGCCCUCUAGUAGAGUUAAGGGGUCUUUCUUUUCUUUCUGCAACAGCAAGAGAUGAAUAUGCUAAAAACCUCCGACCUGAUGUGGUACGCUAA
This is a messenger RNA of Eimeria maxima, 288 nucleotides long. RefSeq lists its product as hypothetical. The record is from RefSeq and is a predicted model, not a curated record. The transcript is spliced from 2 exons. Bases 1 to 288 code for a protein of 95 amino acids. Lineage: Eukaryota; Apicomplexa; Conoidasida; Eucoccidiorida; Eimeriidae.